AAGUCUUUGAUGAAAUUGAUUUGUCCGAUUUGUGUACUGCUGAAUGUAGCAUCAAAAACGUAAAUCACAGUUUUCAGGUAAUCACCGCCACACGUUCACUAGUGCUUUGUGCCGAGUCCCGCCGCGAAAUGGAAGACUGGCUUACCUCGCUGAAAUCUGCCUCUAUACCGGCACGUGCACGCGGCGAUAGUUUUUUCAUCGAGCAACAUGAUUUGUUCUUCAAUCAUCAUCACUGGUAUGCCACAUCACAUGCGCGCCCCACCUAUUGCAAUGUGUGCCGCGAUGCGUUAUCCGGCGUCACCUCGCACGGGCUGUCUUGCGAAGUAUGCAAAUGUAAAGUGCACAAGCGUUGCGCCGCCAAAGCGAUUGCCAAUUGUAAAUGGACCACAUUGGCCACCGUUGGCAAGGAUAUUAUUGAAGAUCGGGACGGUAGCAUUAUUAUGCCACAUCAAUGGAUGGAGGGUAAUUUGCCAGUGUCAUCAACAUGUGCCGUUUGCAAGAAGACUUGCGGCUCUGUUUUACGUCUGCAGGAUUGGCGUUGCUUGUGGUGUCGCGAGACAGUACACGUGGCUUGUCGUCCACAGAUUGCAGUCGCAUGCCCGCUAGGACCAGCCAAAUUGUCGGUGGUGCCGCCAACUUGUGUGCACUCUAUAGGCAAUGAUGACUCCUGGGAUGUGGAAAGUCCGAAGGGGAAUUUUUCGCCGCUUUUAGUAUUCGUCAAUUCGAAAUCAGGUGACAAUCAAGGCGUCAAAUUUUUACGACGCUUUAAGCACCUAUUGAAUCCAGCACAAGUGUUCGAUCUCAUAUCGACCGGUCCCAGUUUGGGUUUGCGUCUCUUCAGACAUUUUGAAAUGUUUCGGAUACUAGUUUGCUCCGGUGAUGGUUCCGUGGGAUGGGUGCUCAGCGAGAUCGAUCGCUUCAAUAUGCAUAAACAAUGCCAAGUCGCAGUUCUGCCACUCGGUACUGGCAAUGAUCUGGCUCGCGUACUAGGUUGGGGCUCUUCGUGCGAUGAUGACGCACAUCUGCCACAAAUACUGGAGCGUUAUGAGUCUGCUAGCACGAAAAUGCUCGACCGUUGGAGCAUUAUGGUCUUCGAAAAGGCUAUCGCUGUACAACCAAAAACACCGAAAAUGUCAUUAUCGAGUGCACAAGAAGCACUGCUCACGGGCAUGGUUACAGCGGCUAAUUUAAAUUUACGUUCCAUCGUCGAAACAGAAGACGCCCAGACGCUCGUAACUGCCACGAAAACACUUUGCGAGACGCUCGACGAACUAAUGUUACAGAUCUGUGAGAGUCGCAAGGACGACGAACAAUUGGCGAUAAAAUGUGAGAUAUUGCGCGAGAAGUUGGGCAUGUUGCUGGAUGCUUUGCGCGAAGAGGAGACUGGUGUGCAUGCGGGUGAUGACUUGUUAGCGACAAUCAGUAGUAUAAUUGCCAAAAGCGCGUCCAACUCACCAACUGCCUCGCCUACGCCCUCGCCAUCGUCUUCACUGCUUAAUCCAAACAUAUCAAUCGAGAAAAACGAAAAAGAACAAUUCAAUACAAAUGAGCGACGCAAUAGCCGCUCGCUGCGUUCUACUGAACGUGAAUCGCUGCAGUGUCGCGCUAACAGCGUCAAACGCGCCAUGUACAAUGUAAUCGAACAUUCUGAACCCGGGCGACCCAAGCGUUAUCAACGUAAGCUCUCGAUUACGCCCUUCGAGGCAUUGAAAAUACCAACCAAUGCUUCAGGCGAAUCGACACCAUGUUCCUCACCGCUACCCAUCAUACCGCCAAUCAAUAUAAUUUCGCCCACCAUGGAAACGUUACGUCUCACAUGCAUAUCCCCACUGCCCGAUACACGACGUGACUCAGUCGAUGAGAAUUUUUUUAACUCAAUUAGCCUACCAGUACCACGCCAAUUUGCGGAUAGUCGUCGCAGUUCAGGUGUGCCCGAAGUUAUACAAGAAAUCGAGGAGAAUGGACAGAAUGGUCAUAGCGAGAUUGUCUAUCGUGUCGGUAGGUUGUCGCUUAGUGGCGGUGCCAACAUCGAUGACUAUGGCAAUCGUUUGCCUAUAGUAGGUAAUGGCAGCGAUGCUAGUUCGCCGACUGAACGCAAAAUCGACUUUCUCAGUGUACCAAUAUUGACAAGCGAACAGAUUAUUGAUCCACUUUCGGACUAUCGUCCAAUUGAGGUAUUUGAACGCAACUAUUACAUGAGCCGUGAGUUGGAUAUGGAAAAGAAACGAAAGCAAAGUUUAAAUAUUGAGGAAGAGCAUGCCAACGAAUGUGGAAAAGAUGAACAAGCAGUAACUGAAAAAACUAAGGAGCUGCGUUUCAGUGAUGUGGCUUGCCAACUGCAGGUACCCAACGUAGUCAUAUCCCCUAAAGCCCCAAAUGUAUACUCAAGCGAAUGCAUAACAAUCAUUGACACAGAUAUGCCCACUGAGCAGUCAUCAUCGGAUGAGUUGCCAGGUGGCGAGGCGAGCGAUGUACUAUCGGCUAUUGGCGAUGAGGAAUGUAGUGUAGCGUCGGAGAUAUUCGAUAAACAACUUGAAACUCCAGAGCCAGGGCAGCCCCUGCAAUUGGGAGACAUUAUACAGAAUCUUGAUGCCAGCUCCUUCACACAUAUCGACUCGCCAGAGACGAGCGACGAAACAGAGGCCGUGCCUGGCGAAUCACUCAUGGAUGAUAUCAGUUCGGUGCUAGGCCAUGAUAUAACGUGCGCACUGCAGGACAACACCAUUACCGAUGACACGACAACACUUUGUUCGGACACCAAUCCAGCACCAGCCAAGUCGAUACGCAAGAAAUCGCUCAGUAUGGGCGGACAACGAAGCAACCGGCGAAACUCAUCGCCACCCCGCUAUGCACAAUUGGCGCGUAUGGAUAGCGAUGAGAAUCCACAACAGUUCGGUUUUGAAAAUAUCGUUUUCGAAAUAGACAAUCGUUGUGAUGAUCAAAAGAUGCGUGAGCCACCAAGAUACUGCAGCCUGGCGCAGUUUGUGGAGGGCAAUGAUAUAGCGCGCCAGAGCUUCAAGCGUCCCAAAAAGCGCACCUCCCUCCGCAAACCCAAAUCCUCUAUACUUGUAUCACAACAACAACAACUAUCCAUUGAUGCCUCCACAACAACGACCGCGACAUUAACGACGACAACCACAACAUCAACAACAACAACCACCACCACCACCACCACCACUGCAUACUCGAGGGGCCAACAGUUCGAAGAUGAACUUACCACAGAAAUGGCUAUAAAGAUUGAGAUAUGCGAUAUUGAGACCUUUGCACUAGCGGAAAGUGAAACGACAACAACAACGAUAGUAGAUUCUAGUGGUUACCUACAAACUAUGUCAUCGCCAUAUUCCCACCAUCAACAACUGCAGGCAACACCCACAAUGACCAACACUUUGAACACCCAACCAACAAUAACAACAAUGACAACAACGACAACAACACUUGGCUCAGCAUUGAGCUCAUCACCGAAAAAAUCUGGACACGGACAAGAUGUAAAGCGCAUUACUUUUGAUGAGUCGUGUAAGAAAGAAUCCUUUGAUGAUGUAAAUCCAAACUAUCCGCAGAUAAGUGUAGUUGUGCGCCCGCCAACACCAUUACGUGGAGAUGCAAUCAAGCCAGUGAAUGCAGCAUCGGCGGCCAGUCUUUUAUCAGCCCGCAUGCUGCCGAUGGAGUUGAGGCGACAUUCGAGUCAUGCAACAACCAGCCUAACGGUGCGCGAACAUGCAGAAAAGGAUCGACGACAUUCGGGCUACAAUCCAAAUUUAUUAAGCUUAGAUCCAGAACAUACAAAAUUCUUAAGCUCCUCACCGGCCGCCAGUCGACGCAUCAGCUGUGGCAGUCUCUUCAAGCCCAAUGAAGCGCUACCAAAUCUACAAACAUUAAAAGGCUCCAAGUCUAGCCUCUUUAUGGGCUCUGCAUUAUUCGGUUUUGAUCAUUUCGGUGCUGGCAGUAUUGGUGGCUUAGGUGGUGACAAAGAACGCGACGAGAAGGGUAACAAAGAUAAGGAGCGCAUGGCUGGCGAAGAAGGUGCUAAGAAAAUGCCGAUUAUAAAUCCACUUGUACGACUGCCAAAUUGGCCAACUCUAGCGAACGGCACUGGUUUUAUCUCCAAGUGCCUAUUAGCCAAUGCAGAUACACUUUGUGCUGCCGUAAGUCCACUUAUGGACCCCGAUGAAACCUUGCUGGCAGGGUAUCAUGAGAAAUGUGUAAUGAACAACUACUUCGGCAUUGGUAUUGAUGCGAAAAUCUCACUCGAUUUUCAUAAUAAACGUGAAGAGCAUCCAGAGAAGUGUCGUUCGCGUGCCAAAAAUUAUAUGUGGUAUGGCGUUUUGGGUUCCAAACAACUGCUACAGAAGACCUGUAAGAACUUGGAGCAGCGUGUGCAAUUGGAGUGUGAUGGUCAGCGUAUUCCAUUGCCCUCACUACAGGGUAUAGUCAUCUUGAACAUACCAAGCUUCAUGGGUGGCACAAAUUUCUGGGGAUCCAGCAAGAAAGACGACAUAUUUCUACCGCCCUGCUUCGAUGAUCGCAUACUCGAAGUGGUCGCCGUCUUUGGCUCAGUGCAAAUGGCUGCAUCGCGUCUCAUUAACCUGCAACAUCAUCGUAUUGCGCAAUGUCAGAGCGUACAAAUAAAUAUACUGGGUGAUGAAGAGGUACCCAUACAGGUGGAUGGCGAAGCUUGGCUCCAGCCACCGGGCAUGAUACGUAUUUUGCAUAAGAAUCGCGUGCAAAUGUUAUGCCGCAAUCGUCAUUUGGAGGUCUCACUGAAAUCUUGGCAAGAGAAACAACGUCAACACAGCAUAUCAAUACAACGCGACCAAUCGUCAACAGCUUCGGAGCAUGCAACAUCAACCGAUGAAGUGCUGUCGGAGCGUGAGUGUUACGUGCUCUUGAAUUUCAUUGAAGCCGUCAGCUCGCUUGUGAAAUGGGUAAAAUUCUUAAUUAUUUCGCAUCCAUCUUUGCAACAUGAUCUUUACGCUGUUGCAUGCCGUGCAUCGGAUGCGCUCGAGUCGAUACAUCCACAAGGUAAACUACUUGAAGGACCCACUCUGCGCACCAAACUUGUGGAGGUUAUCGAUUCCUCACGGCAGUUAUAUGAUGAUGCAUGCAAUUUGUUGCGUGAUCGUGGACAUAGCCUGAUACUGCGCGAGGAUCUCGAAACGAAAUUGAGUGCAGCGCUUGCAAAUAUGGAAAUGGAGCUGAAGAAGUGUUCGGUGCAGAAAUACAUCGAUGGAAAGUUGCGGGCCUACUUCAAUGCCUUGGCGCCAAAUGAAGAGGGUGAUGGCCGCCGCAAAUCGCGUCCGUUCUGGGUGCGUUUACGUUCCGGAUCCACAGUUGGCCAGACCCAACUUAGGCCACAACUCACAAAUACACGUGAAGCAGUCAGCAAUUGGAGUGUCAACGAAGUGGUCACAUGGCUUGAGACGAUGCAGCUAUCCGAAUAUGUGGAUAGCUUCCUAAAGAACGAUAUACGCGGCAAGGAACUACUUACGCUCGGCAGAAGAGAUCUCAAAGAUUUGGGCGUGGUUAAAGUAGGUCAUGUAAAGCGUAUAUUGCAAGCCAUUAAAGAUAUGAGCGAAAAUUAAAGAUAAGGAUGGAGACAGGAAGAGGGUGGCCGUAAACAAUUGAAUGAAAAUGAAACGAAAUGAAUCACUUGCAAAGAGUCAGCGAAGUGGCCACAAGCCAGGAAACACAGCAGCUGUGAAAAUAUGUUGAUAACUUCCUAAGGUGUGAUGUAUGAGGUUGAGCCUCCCAGAAGUCACUCUCUCACAAAAAACGAAGAGAGUAGUAAAAGUGGCGCAUGCAAAGCGUACUUUAUUUUGCAUGCAAUCAAAACUAUGUGUGUGAUUUCAAGAUCUGGACUUUCAGUAUGAUUGUAAAGUAGACAGAAAAAAACAUUAAAAACAUGUGCACGAAUAAGUUUACGCUUUGUAGUAGGUAGUAAAUGCUGAUAGAAAUAUGUUCGAUUGGCAAUCUAACGAACUUAGAGAUUACAGAGAAGAGUUCGCAAAUGCAAUAGAUACGUAUGUAAAUGCAAGUUUGAAUAACUAACGAAAAAAUCAAGCAAAAAAUGCAUAAAACAAUCAUAAAUUUAGUUAAGAUAAGUUAAAAUUAUCUGCAGUACGCGCAUACUAAAAUGUGGACAAAAAAAAACAAAAAACACAAAAAAGAAAACAAUUUAAGUGAACUUUUUUGAUUUAUUUAAAGGAGCCCGAUUCCAUAUGCGAUUAGGUAUAUACACGCAAAGCAAACACACAAACAUACUUAGUUAAACAAAUCUAAAAUUUUUAGCCCUACUUACUCUGAAAACCGAACAAAGAAAACCUAGCUUAAGUGAGAGUAAACGAAGAACUAAAGUAAUAAAUUUGUAUUCAAUAAAUUAACAAAACCUUAAUUUAAAGCUCUAAAAGUCAGACGCUAAAUUCUUAAAAAAGAAAAGUUUCAUUUGUUUAAAAGAAGUCACUAAUUUUAAUAUUUAUGCAUAAAAAAUUAUUUUACACCUACAAGUAUAUGCAGUAAUGAAUAAUACACUUUUCAAAAAAAAAGAAGAAAAAAAUAUUAUUAUUAAUAAAUACAUUUUUGCAUUACUUAAUUGUAUUUAUUAUAUUGUAAGUAAUAUUAAAAACGAAUUUAAAUGUAGUUACAACAUAUAAUUUCUAUUUUAUUAUUAUUUUUUUUUUUGAUGUAAGGAUCUCAGUAAUUUUUUAGGUAUUUAAAAGGGUAUUAAAAGUGAAACUUCAUUAAACAAAUACCAGAAAAGAAAGUAACCAAAUAUUUCUUUAUGCUUUUGAGAUUUAAGCAAAACACAUUAUAACUUCGAUAUUUAUCAAAGAAGACACUCUUCGAGCAAAAUAAAAUGAUUCUAAAUUUAUAAGCAAUUUAAAGUUUAACUAUCGUAAAAAAUUAUCAUGAAUAUCGAUAUUAUUCUACGCAUUAGCACACUCAACUAUACAUUUAAUAAACGUUUAAGUCAAAUUUAGAAAUUAAAACUAUGAAAAAACAUUUUUUCAUAAACCUAUUAUAAUAAAAAAAAAAUUAUUUUAAAACCUCUGAAUGACUUGAAAACUAGUAAAUAAGGGCGAAAGUUAAGUUUCCAUACUCAUAAAUAGGCAUUAAUGGCAAUCAGUUUGUCACUGAAUGACUUUGUAGUUGUAGAAAAACAAAAAAAUUUCUUUUAAUCAAGAUUUUUGUUUUUUAAAUUACACUAUUAUAUAAAUAUUUUCUUCAAAAGUGGCAUCUCAUUAAAAAGAUUCACUAAAUACGAAAAUUGGUUUCAUUCAUUUUUCCAAAGAAGAUUUUUCACAAUGUAGGCAAAAAAUCAGUUUUCUAUGCCUUUUUUGCAGUUAUUGCCAAAAAAAAAUCCAGAAAAGCUGAUAAAACUAACAUCUAAUGGAUAUUGUUCGAAAUCUCGUUUUCCUGUUCGUAUUCGAAACUCGUUCCGCCGCUUCGCGUUCAUAUAUUCUUUAAGCGCUUUCGCUCCGCCACUUCUCUGCUUGCUAUCUACGAGCAUGCGCUCUGCUCACUUCAUGUAAGAUUUGCAGAUGAAAGCAAAAACAAAGUUAUCGAGUAAGAUUCAUCGCUAACGAGUAUGGUAUUUGUGGUUCAUAAAACUGGAAUAACUCAUUGUUUUUUGCAAUGCUACCAACUCUCUUUCAAGAGACUGUUAAACUAUCAGACUGCGUUCAUGCAGAGAGACUUUGCUUUAAUUGUGCGAAAUCUCCUUUGGUGUUCUCACACAGCAACUCCGGUGCUUGCCCUUGUUUCGUUUUUGGUUUGCAGGCAACAACACCAUUGAGAACAAAGAGGACAUGAGCACUUGCUAACGCGUGGCGAAUCGAAGAGACCUUUUGUGUCCAUCGGAAUAGUAAUUUUUGCGCUUCAGACGUUUAAAUACCAAAAAUAAGCACUUUUUCAAGCUUUACCGAAAAUUUUUCCAUUUUAUUUCUUCUUAAUUAAUUAAUAUAAGGAAAUUAAUUCGAUAA
Anastrepha ludens (Mexican fruit fly) is the source of this 7976-nucleotide messenger RNA. Its product is annotated as diacylglycerol kinase eta-like. The record is from RefSeq and is a predicted model, not a curated record. Gene Ontology annotation, biological process: lipid phosphorylation; diacylglycerol metabolic process; intracellular signal transduction. The transcript has 12 exons. NCBI's taxonomy places the organism in Eukaryota, Metazoa, Arthropoda, Insecta, Diptera, Tephritidae. The coding region runs from base 129 to 5579 and encodes 1816 amino acids. Gene Ontology annotation, molecular function: ATP-dependent diacylglycerol kinase activity; protein binding.